Aethalodelphis obliquidens (Pacific white-sided dolphin) is the source of this 433-nucleotide messenger RNA. RefSeq names its product potassium voltage-gated channel subfamily E member 3-like. The transcript has a single exon. The record is from RefSeq and is a predicted model, not a curated record. Gene Ontology annotation, molecular function: voltage-gated potassium channel activity involved in ventricular cardiac muscle cell action potential repolarization; potassium channel regulator activity; transmembrane transporter binding. Gene Ontology annotation, cellular component: membrane; voltage-gated potassium channel complex. Gene Ontology annotation, biological process: regulation of heart rate by cardiac conduction; negative regulation of delayed rectifier potassium channel activity; ventricular cardiac muscle cell action potential. NCBI's taxonomy places the organism in Eukaryota, Metazoa, Chordata, Mammalia, Artiodactyla, Delphinidae. The coding region runs from base 65 to 364 and encodes 99 amino acids.
AAACAAGGAAGGCUUCUGAAGGAGGGCAUCCUCCGAUUCUUCCCCCACCUGAAUCCCUGUUGCUAUGGAGACCACCAAUGGGACUGAGACCUGGUAUGAGAGCCUGCACGCUGUGCUGAAGGCUCUAAAUGCCACUCUUCACAGCAACUUGCUCUGCCGGCCAGGGUCAGACAACCUGACUGAGGAGAGGCGGGCCAGCCUACCUGGCCAUGAUGACAACUCCUACAUGUACAUUCUCUUCGUCAUGUUCCUAUUUGCUGCCACUGUGGGCAGCCUCAUCCUGGGAUACACCCGCUCCCGCAAAGUGGAUAAGCGCAGUGACCCCUAUCAUGUAUACAUCAAGAACCGUGUGUCUGUGCUCUAAUGCUAAGAGGCCAGGGAUGGCAGAAGAUCAAGACUCCUGAGGAUUAUCUUGUGGGGCCUCCAGAACUCA